Molecule: messenger RNA, 615 nt
Organism: Momordica charantia (bitter melon)
Lineage: Eukaryota; Viridiplantae; Streptophyta; Magnoliopsida; Cucurbitales; Cucurbitaceae
Product: NDR1/HIN1-like protein 1
Biological process (GO): defense response to other organism
Cellular component (GO): plasmodesma; plasma membrane
Source: RefSeq, a predicted model, not a curated record
AUGGCAGAAGAAGAAGAUGAUCACAACAAAAGCAAGGCCAAAUCUCUCGGCACUUGCAUCUUCUUCUUCUUCAUAAUCAUCAUAUUAGUCAUAAUCAUUGCUGUUGUUGUUCCUCCGACCGUCUACCGCUUCGUCGGCCCACGGUUCACGGUCGUCGACGGUGUCAUGUACGGCUUCAACAUGACAUCUCCUCCGCACCUCUUGUUUUCCACCGCGAACUUCACCGUCCUCGUUAUGAACCCCAGUGGGCAAUUUUCCUUUCACUCUGACGGGUUGACCGCCACCGUGUGGUACAUGAGCAUGAAUAUAACGACGCCACAAGUAUUGCCUCCGUUGACUUUGGGGAGGCAGAGCAGCACGGUGAUGUCGCUGGUUCUCAGUGGCGAGGAGGCGGUGCCGGUGUCGUCUGAGGGGGCAGACGAGUUGGCAAGGACCGAGAAAGUUGGUGGUACUAUAAUAAUGGUGAGUGUGCAGUUGCUUGGAACACUAAGAUGGGAAGAUGGGGUAAUAAAAACUGAUGUGGGAGUGAGAUGUGAUGUGCCGGUGGGUGUGAAGAGUGGCUUGCUGGGUGAACUUCACUUACUCCGUUGUUUGCGUUGUCGAGUUUAUAUUUGA